Molecule: messenger RNA, 1066 nt
Organism: Anarrhichthys ocellatus (wolf-eel)
Lineage: Eukaryota; Metazoa; Chordata; Actinopteri; Perciformes; Anarhichadidae
Product: 2-iminobutanoate/2-iminopropanoate deaminase-like
Exons: 6
Coding region: 246-653 (135 amino acids)
Cellular component (GO): cytosol; mitochondrion
Molecular function (GO): deaminase activity
Source: RefSeq, a predicted model, not a curated record
CUGCUGUGAAUGACCACCUGUUGUACCGUAACUCUUCUACUAUGGACGCCACUAAUUUCCGUUUGCACGACAUUUACAAAUAAGUUUCUCAAAAAAAAAAAAAAGCAGCGUGAACCUGUUGGCAGACAUUACGGUAAACUUUACGGCAACUGUUCCGGCUUUCUCUGCAAAUUGUUGCACAACGCCUCCCUUCAGUCACAGCCAGUCUGCGGUGGAGAAAGAUCGUCAAACUAAAUCAGGAAAACAUGUCUGUCCUCAACAGAAAGAUCGUCAACACUACAUCAGCCCCGGCUGCCAUCGGUCCGUACAGCCAAUCUGUGGUUGUGGACAGGACAAUGUACAUCUCGGGUCAGCUGGGGAUGGAUGUGGCCUCUGGUCAGCUGGUAGAUGGAGGGGUGACGGCUCAGGCCAAACAGGCUCUCGUCAAUAUGGGGGAGAUCCUUAAAGCUGCUGGCUGUGACUACACCAACGUGGUGAAGACGACAGUGCUGCUCGCUGACAUCAACGACUUCAACAGCGUCAAUGAGGUCUACAAAACAUUUUUCCGCAGUAACUUCCCAGCCAGAGCUGCCUACCAAGUCGCUGCUCUCCCCAGAGGUGGGCUGGUGGAAAUUGAGGCGGUUGCUGUUGUCGGUCCUCUCUCAGACUCCUGACUAGACGGCCACAUCACAAACAAGUUGUAGUCUAAUCAUCACAUAACCAUUUAUAGUUGUACCGUGGAAGCCUUAAUGUAAAGUUUCUCAGUUGGUCAGUGUAGCUGGCUGACUGCACUUCUAAACUAAAGUCAGUAUUAUAACACUUUAGAUUCAAACCCUUAACAAUAGAGCAGCACCUAAUUUACCAGAUAACACAAAACGUAAUGAUAAAGUGUGACUGUAUCUGUACAACCAGUCUAACAUUCCCUGGUCACAUUGGCCAGAUUCAGGGUCAAAUCAACUUCCUCUUUUUUCUUGUUCUGGUUUUUCAUCGUCUGUUUUGCUCCAGAGAAACGUAUUAUUAACACAUUAUAAAAGUGCAGUUCUCCCUAAUAAACCUCUGAUCCCAGACUGGUUAUUUUGCCCUAAAA